ACACAGUAUUUUAUGAUUUUAGGGAACGGACAAAAUUGCAGUUGAUGGGUACAUCAGAAAGGAGGAGUUACUGACAUGUGUUGUAAGAUACCAGAGAGCCAUAAACUAUAAAAGGCUUCUCUGCUACUCUUUACAGUUAAGCUAAUGAUAAUCUUGGCUGAGUUUUGUGACCAUAGUGAGCAAGUAAAGCAUGAUGCAAAUCUUAAAGUUGUUAGCUGUUUUGGUCUAUGUGUUGGGAAUGACUUGGGCUGCAGAUUGGUGCUAUAAAUCUCAAGUCUCCCAUAAUAUUUGCAAAGGACCAGACGAAUGGAAGGACAUAGUACCAACCUGUGGCAGUAAAAACCAGUCACCUGUUAACAUUGAAACAAAAAGGGUCGUUAUUAACAACCUUACCCCAUUUAGUUUUCAAGGUUACCAACAUACUUUUCAUAGUGUAAUCACAAAUAAUGGUCACACAGUCAAGGUGAACGUGUCAGAUGAAGCUGUGAUUAGUAAUGCAGGACUUGUAGGGAAUUACAAAGCAGUGGAAGUGCAUUUUCACUGGGGGAAAAAUGGUGGGCCAGGAUCAGAGCACACUAUUGAUGAAGAGCAGUACCCUAUGGAGAUGCAUAUUGUUCACAUAAAGGACAAGUACAACUCUGUUCAAGAGGCUACUAAAGACCCAAAUGGACUAGCAGUACUUGGAUUUUUGUACCAGGAAUCAGACACUGAAGACAAGAAAUAUGGGUCCAUUAUAAAUGCGCUGAAUAUCAUAAAAUUCCCAGGCAACCAAACCCAAUUAGAUUCUCUGAGUUUGGCCAUGCUUAUUCCUCCCCUUCAUAAUCUGACUCGCUACUUCCGCUAUAAAGGCUCUCUGACGACACCUGACUGUGCAGAGGUUGUCAUUUGGACUGUAUUUGAAAACACAAUUAAACUUAGCAAGGAGCAACUGAAGACAUUCUCUAGUGUCUGGUUUAAAAAUGGGACUGCCUUGACUGAAACAUUUCGCCCGGUGCAGCCACUCAAUGAUCGAGUAAUCUUUUAUUCUGGUAGUCAUGUUGCAUCUGUCAGUACAGCACUGGUUAUUAGUAUGUUAAUCAUUACAUUUUAUACUGUUUAGAAAAUAAGGGAUAUGAAGUCUAUCAGUGAUUAGUAUUAUUGUCACUGUUUGGAGAAUUUGAAUGUUUUUUAUUUAAACAACUAUAGUUUUGUUACAGUAAACAAUAUGCAGAUAUGUUUUUUAAUCACGUGUUCAUGACAAAUUUGUAGUGUCUUUAAUAAAGAUAGAACAUAUGGCUACAUGUACACAGACAGACUACAUGUUACAGCUAAAACAAAAUGAUGAAAUAAAAUGUUUUAAUGAC
Messenger RNA from Clarias gariepinus (North African catfish), 1343 nucleotides. RefSeq names its product carbonic anhydrase IV b (gene ca4b). Gene Ontology annotation, molecular function: carbonate dehydratase activity; zinc ion binding. Gene Ontology annotation, cellular component: plasma membrane. Lineage: Eukaryota; Metazoa; Chordata; Actinopteri; Siluriformes; Clariidae. The record is from RefSeq and is a predicted model, not a curated record. The transcript has 8 exons. Bases 191 to 1099 code for a protein of 302 amino acids.